Colius striatus (speckled mousebird) is the source of this 5895-nucleotide messenger RNA. It is a transcript of the gene ANKRD6, whose product is annotated as ankyrin repeat domain 6. The transcript has 18 exons. Bases 530 to 2917 code for a protein of 795 amino acids. NCBI's taxonomy places the organism in Eukaryota, Metazoa, Chordata, Aves, Coliiformes, Coliidae. The record is from RefSeq and is a predicted model, not a curated record. Gene Ontology annotation, molecular function: protein binding.
GGCGGCUCCGGGGCAGCCCAGGCCGGUGGCGGAGGCGCCGUUGCAGGCGGUGGGGCUGUGGCCGGCCCCGCGCCCCAAGGCAGCCGGUGGCAGCGCAGGACGUGUCUGAUGAGAAAUGGAAAUCUGGCUCAAAGUCAUCCUUCCUGUUGUUGACAUCACCUGAAAACUCCGAUGAAAACAUUUCCGCUACUUUACUGCAAACAUCAGCUUCCCCUGAGGUCUCAACGCCUUGCAGGAGCAGUGUACCACACUGUGGGACAGAGACUCUUUUUUGCCAUCAGCACUGGAAAAUACUGAAGCUGGCAAUCCCUGUUGUCCUCAGCCAGAGGCUGCCCUGCAAGACAUAGCUGUAAAAUGUUCAUCAGAAAAAAAGGAGUGGCAGAUGCAUAAGAGUCCAGAGGAUGGCAUAGCAGUAACAUCACUGUCCAGGGAGCUGGCGUCUUUCCUCGUCUGCCUGCAUGCUGCUCGAACCGCUCCCAAGCCUUUGUUUUUGGACUGAAGAAACCUGAAAACCUUUCUCUCCUAAUUCAUGAGCCAGCAGGAUGUGGUCGCCGUGCUUUCAGAACGCCUGCUUAUAGCCGCCUACAAAGGCCAAGUGGAGAAUGUGGUGCAGCUUAUCAACAAGGGUGCCAAGGUAGCGGUUACCAAGCGUGGCCGGACCCCACUGCAUCUUGCUGCCCACAAAGGUCACCUCCACGUUGUCCAGGUUUUGUUGAAAGCAGGCUGUGACCUGGAUAUUCAGGAUGAUGGUGAUCAGACAGCGUUGCACCGGGCUGCUGUCGUAGGGAACACCGAUGUUAUAGCAACUCUCAUUCAGGAGGGAUGUGCUUUGGACAGACAAGACAAGGAUGGGAACACUGCUCUUCAUGAAGCCUGUUGGCAUGGAUUCAGUCAGUCUGCCAAAGUGCUUGUUAAAGCAGGAGCCAACGUUCUUGCCAAGAACAAGGCAGGUAACACACCUCUGCACCUGGCUUGCCAGAACAGCCAUUCCCAGAGUACUCGUGUUUUGCUACUCGGAGGAUCUCGAGCGGACCUCAAAAAUAAUGCAGGAGAUACCUGUCUGCAUGUGGCUGCUCGUUAUAAUCACUUGCCCAUCGUUAGGGUGCUGCUCAGUGCUUUCUGUUCUGUCCAUGAAAAGAACCAGGCAGGGGAUACUGCCCUCCAUGUAGCCGCUGCUCUGAAUCACAGGAAGGUUGUUAAGCUGUUGCUGGAGGCAGGGGCUGACGCGUCCGUUGUCAACAAUGCAGGUCAGACCCCUCUAGAGGUUGCCAGACAGCACAAUAACCCUGAGGUUGCGCUGCUCCUCACUAAAGCAUCACAGGUGUCGCGCUUUAACCGCGGAAGAAGCCUGAGGAAGAAGAGAGAGAGACUGAAGGAGGAAAGGCGAGCUCAGUCAGUACCACGGGACGAGGUGGUACAGAGCAAGCAGGGCAGUGUCUCAGCUGCUGAGGACACACCGAGCAGUGACCAGCAGAGGAGGAGUGACCUGAAGGAUGAGCCCCAGUCAACUUCACCAGAUCCCAAAGGGAAGAAGAGCAAAAAGAAAAAGCCAAAGGAAAAGGUUUCGGCCCUCUCGGACCCCAUCUCCCCAGCUGAUCAGCAGACAGUCCCUCAACCCCAGCAGAACGUGCCCAAGCGCAGAAGUAAACACCACUGCUCCUCCCCACCCCCUCCCCACGAGGUCCGAGCCUACCAACUCUACACGCUCUACCGAGGGAAGGACGGGAAGGUGAUGCAGGCGCCGAUAAAUGGAUGUCGCUGUGAGCCCCUGAUAAAUAAACUGGAGAAUCAGCUGGAGGCAACGGUGGAAGAGAUAAAAGCUGAGUUUGGGACAGUACAAGAUAAGAUGAAUGUUAAGCUGGGCCAGAUGGAAACCAAAACUCAACAUCAACUCCGUGUUUUGGACAAGCUGAUGUGCGAGCGGCUGUGCGCAGAGAGAACAGAGUGCCUCCAGCGCCUGCAGCAGCACGCCCAGCAGCAGAGGCACGAGGGCGACACGCGGCAGAUUUCCUUGGUUGAAGAGCUGAAGACUUGGUGCCUGUUGAAGAUUCAGAAUCUGGAGCUCAAGCUUUCUGGAGAUUCCAGGUCAUCGAGACCAAAGUCAACUUUGUCCACUUGUGAGUCUCUCACUGAGACCCUGGAUACAGAGAACAAUCCCCACAGUGCCAAGGACCUUAAAGCCAACCAGCCUGUGCUGCAGUCAGAGGGCUCCCACCAGCAAUCCUAUAUCACCCUCCCAAACAGCCUCUCAGAAGAUGGGGGAAGGAGCAGAGCCCACGUGCCAGAGCAGAGCUUUGGGACACGCUUCUGCAUUCAACAAGACGGUGCGUCGGCUACAACCUUGUCAGGUGCAGAGCAACAGUUGAUCAUUGGUGGACCAGUCUCAUCUGCCCCCGCUCAAGAUGUCAGGCCAAAGGACAAAGCAGUUGGUGCCAGCACCUUCCACAGGUUCCAGCAGGAGCUGCCCUCCUCUGACCUGGGCUCCAAGUUAAGACAUGUGAAGGUUCAAACUGCUUUGCAGCCUUUGACUGAAGCUGCAAAGACUGAAGCCCAGGGUGGCUACUUCAUCGACAAAGGAACUCAGACAAAGAAGUGGAGCAAAAGCGGGGCCCAGUCGAGGCACAAAGCUCUGCCCCAGGCUGGGGCACAUCCGAGCCAGGAGCAGCCCCAGGCCCUGCCCACGGGACAGGCACCAGCCCCUGUGCUCAGAGACACCUCCCAGGCCCUGGAGAUCACACAGUACUUCUUUGAGGCAGUUUCCACGCAGAUGGAGAAGUGGUACGAGCGGAAGAUCGAAGAAGCCCGGUGCCAGGCUAAUCAGAAAGCACAGCAAGACAAAGCUGCCCUCAAGGAACAUAUUAAAAGCUUAGAAGAGGAGCUCAGCAAAUUAAGGACUAAGGUGCAGAAAGAGAGCUAGCAUCUACUGAGCAGGUAAAGACAAGCAGUGGGACUCAUUUUGGAACCUGCUGUAUGGAUUAUUGCUAGAGAGAGUCGUAGUGCCUGUUCCUUCCAAGCAAUGUGCUCUUCUUCAGGAGCACAAACAACUUGGGAAACUCCAGAAGUGAGGAGAAUUAAUUCAUAUGCAAGGCUGUACUGGUGACAAUGAGAUGCUGCAGAUCAGAUCCUUCCUUUGUUAUUCCCAAGAGCCCAUUCAAUAUUGCACUCUCACUCUCCAGGUGCUGCUUGAGAACAAACUGCAUUAGAAACCAAAACAGGUCACGUUUGGCCAGAGGGUUCCACUGUAUGCUACAAGUGGUGAUACCAAUACUGAAAUGAAUCCAGGAUGUCUGAGAGCUUUUGCCAGGAAUCCCUUAGUGCUGAAGGGCUAUGGAUACCAUUGUAGAUCCUCCCACAGCCUCCCUCUCGUUAGUGGAAAGAAGCUGCAGAACCAGCUCCAGUUACCAGCCCAGCUAGGGGACAGACAUGGUUCAGGGAGUGAGAAGCAAAGAUCAGGCAGCCCAUUUUUGGUAGAGAGGCUUCUCUUGGCACUUGGCUUCUCUUUUGGUUUUACAUCAUUUGUAACAAAUGCUAAAUUUGGUUUGUCUUUCUUUUCCUGGUGUCCUGGUUGCUGAGUUCCUCGUGGCUCUGCAGUUGCUGAGGCCGGGCUGUACUCCAGUAAUUUGACUGAGAGGGUUUGUUUAGGGCAUGGAUGACAGUAUUUUACCACAACCAUUCACUACUUGUUAGGUAUCAUCAUUAUAUAAAUCUCUUAUCCUUCAGAGGAUUAAUUCUUUGCUACUGAAGCAGCUUGAAAAAGCCCUGUAGCUGAAGAAGUGAAAGCUUGGUUCCCUGUACUCAAAUGCUUCUUUUUCUGCAGAGUCAGGGUUUCUGCCUAGACACCUCGUCCAGACUCUUUUCCUUUGCUCCUCCCAAUAAUUCCUCUCUGCUUUUACCCCUUGUAUUUCUAACAAGAGAGGCUGGGCCCUAAGGAAGCUGCAGGUUUCAUCACUGGUUUCCCCAACGGUCCCAUGAAACAGAACUCAACAACAUUUUAGAGUUUUUAGGGACGUGUUUUGUUAUAAAAUCCAAACUUACACUGACCCAUAGUGUCCAGGCUGGCACACACUCCCAAUAAACUAGGGGCAGGGUAACUCCUUGCACCUGUGUGUGCCUGUGGUGGUUUAGCCCUGGCUGGGUGCCAGGUGCCCACAAGUCAUUCUGUCACUUCCCCUCCUAAACUGGACAGAAGAGAGAGAAAGACAGUGAGAGGUUUGUGAGUCAGGGACAGGGAGAUCACUCAGCAAUUAGUGGCAUGUGCAAAACAGACUCAGCGUGGGGAGAAAUGGUUUGAUUUGUUAAUGAACCAUCAGAACAGAGAGAUGAGAAAUAAAACCAAAUCUUAAAACACCUCCCCCCACCCCUCCCUCUUCCCAGGACUCCCUUUCCUUUCCCCCAGCAGCGCAGGGGAUGGGGGUUGUGGUCAGUUCAUUACAGAUGGACUUUGCUGCUGCUGCUUCUCAGGGUGAGGCCUCCUCACACUUCCCACUGCUACACUGUGGGGUCCCUCUCAUGGGAGACAGUCCCUCACCAACUUCUCCAGCGUGGCUCCUUCCCAUGGGCUGCAGCUCCUCAUGAACUGCUCCAGCCUGGGGCCUGCCACAGGCUGUGAGUGGGUCUGUGCUCCUUCAUGGCCUCCAUGGGCUGCAGGGACACAGCUGCCUCACCAUGGUCCUCACCACAGGGCACAGGGGAGUCUUUCUUCCAGGGCCUAAGCUCCCUCCUCCCCCUCCUUCUCCACUGACCUUGGUGUUCUCACAUUCUCCCUCCCUGUUGCUGCUGCAGUUUAGCAACUGCCCAGCAACUUCUUCCCCUUCUCCAAUACGUUAAUCACAGAGGUGUUACCUCUGUCACUAACUGGCCAGGCCUGGGUCAGCUGUGGAUCCAUCUUAGAACUAACUGGCAUUAGGCCUGUCAGCUACAGGGGAAGCUUCUGGCAGCUCUUUGUUUAAAGAAGCCACCCCUGUAGCUCCCCACUACCAAAAACCUGGCCCAGGCAAAACCACCACAGUGCCCCUUUAGGUUUUCCACCUCAAACCUCUGAGAAGGCUCCAGCAGACUGUGCUAGACAAGUGUUUACUUCACAGAUCACAACAGACCAACUGUUCAAAUUCAAACACAGGACAGUACUGUUACACCAAGGGGAAAGAAGAGGGUUUUUUGUGUCCAGAGAAGCUCUAAAAUCAAUACAAAGUACUUUACAGUAUUGAAGACACCACUGACCAACUAGUAGUUAAGCUUUUGUCUUCUUGGCAGAUGUAUAAAGCAAAGGGAACUGUAUUGUAUGACAGUAUUUUUCCAAGUCCCUAUUAAUGCACUACUGAGAGAAGUGUACCUGCAGUUAUGGACAUACUAGUUUGAUUGCUCUGACUUCUGUAGUCAAAUAUAGACACUCCCAUGCAUUUACAGCUUUGUUUAAGCUACUGUAGGAAUGCAGAGGCAUGCUAUUGAAGUUUUGUUAUCACCUUGGUGAAGUGUUUUGCGAAGCAAUUAAAGUAAGUGUUGCUCUGAAGUCUUCGUUGCUCUAGAGGGCUGUGGUGGGAUGUUCUCUAGCCAGACAAAACCAGACAGACACAACUCCCUUGACAGAGAAAGGGGGGAGCUGAAAAAUGACUUCAACUUCUAAAUGUUUUGUGUUUGUGGCUAUAAACCAUGGGAGGCUGGGGAGGUUUCUACAGGGACUGAAGUGGGCUGAAGUGCUUGCAGGAGGUGCUCACCCAGACCCGCUCCAGCCCUGCCCUAAGGGGAAGGCAAAGGCUGUGGCUCCAGCCCCUCUGCUUCACAGGGAGCCAGCACAGCAGGUGUUUUAAGACAGUAACUUGGCUGCAGAGUUCUGGGGUGAGAGGUUUUCUGAAGCUAACAAGUCUUCUGUAAAAUAAAGGGAGGCAUUUCCUGCUA